AUGUCGGCACGACUAUCUUAUUUUAUGAGUUUGCAGGAUAACGACAAGCCCCUUGAUCUCGGCCCGUGCCGAGAUCCUUCAACGAAGGUUGCAGACUCACCUGCAAAUGCAGCGGAGGCACUUGACCAAUUUGAAUUUUUCCGUUCUUCUAGAGGGAGGUUUGACACAAGAUUGGCUCGGUCCUGUGCUGGCAAAUCAAACCCAUCCUCUUGGUGGUUAAUGUUUGGAGGAGAAGUCAGGAUACUUCAGGGUUACGCGAUUCGAAUUCUGUCCCAGUGCAUGUCCUCUAGCGGGUGUGAGAGAAACUGGAGCACAUUUGCAUUGAUGCACGCAGAAGCAAAAAAUCGACUCUUUACUGAAAAGCUCCACAAGUUAGUCUAUGUCCGCUACAAUCUUAAGCUGCGGAGCGAACAAACCAAAAUACACACGGAAGAAAAGGACGGCGAGGAAGAAAACGUGCUUGAUCCUUGCAGAAUGAUGAUGGCUGUCACACUAUAUGAUAAAGAAAACCCUGUCAUGGAUUGGCUGAAUAUGCCAGAUAGUGUAUCUUUGACUCCACAGGAUGAAGCUACGCCUUGUAGGGCUCUGGUCGAUAUGAUGCACACAGAGACAUCGUGUGAGUAUGCCCUCAACAAACCAAUAGGGGCUUCAGGAUCAAAGGGGAAGGACAUGCUCGAUGGCACAAAACGAAAGAGGAAAAAGGGCAAGAUAUCUGCUAAUGAUGAUGGUCCGCGGCAUGCAAUGUGUACCAGGAACAAGACGAAGGGUCUCCCUGGCCUCGGCUAGCCUUUUGCUGGUAAGAAGUUCUGUCUAGAAGUUGCACCAAUAUGAUGGGUCCGAUGCAUGA
Messenger RNA from Brachypodium distachyon (stiff brome), 847 nucleotides. RefSeq lists its product as uncharacterized. The record is from RefSeq and is a predicted model, not a curated record. The transcript has 2 exons. Bases 1 to 786 code for a protein of 261 amino acids. NCBI's taxonomy places the organism in Eukaryota, Viridiplantae, Streptophyta, Magnoliopsida, Poales, Poaceae. Gene Ontology annotation, molecular function: protein dimerization activity.